UACCAUGACCUGAUGGCCAUUCAAUUUGGUGGAAAACAACACACGCAUGUCCAAAGCUAAACAUUAUCUAUCACCUACCAAAAUUCUUCACAUAACUAUGAGAGGUUAUAUCUAAGUGUCCCGACCACCAAUCUAAUCUCCAAAAAUACCCCCCAGAAAAACAAGAAAUUAAGAUUCUUUACAGAAAAAAAAAAUGAGAGCUAUUCAAACUCAUGUGAUAACCUUCUGCAUGUUGUUAGUCAUACUCGUAACAUCAUCAACAAGAGCCCAAAAGAGUCCUCAUGUGCGGGACAACCAUGAGCUUUCUAUCGCCAUCGAAGAAAUGGAGAAAGCAGACUACUUCUCUUUUGUCAUGCUCAUUAACAUGUUACAAUCCGUAAACCCUCGAUUAUUAGCCAAUGUCACAUUCUUGAUGCCAAAGGAUAAAACCCUUUCCAAGUCAAACAUUAUUCAACAAGAUUCGGUUUCCGAGUUCUUGCUUCGCCACUCGAUCCCUUCUCCUCUUCUUUUCGAGCACCUCAAUCUCAUCCCCAAUGGCUCCAUGGUUCCUUCCUCUUUACCACAUUACGCCCUCAAGAUCUCCAAUGGUGGACGAUCAAACUACUUCCUCAACAAUGUCAAGAUUAUAAGCCGCAACAUUUGUAGCUUAGGGUCUAUCAAAUGUCAUGGAAUCGACGGUAUACUACAAUCUUCAAGUACUAUCUACGAUGAUUCUCCACAAAAUAAUCAUACUUCACCCUUCAUUUCUUGUCCUAGCAGUCACAACAAUAGUGACCACAACAGUCACAACAAUAGUGACCACAAUAAUGAUCAAAAUAGUACUCCUCCAGCUUAUACCCUUACCGCUCCUCCUCCAGCCAGCAGCAGUACGACCCCCCUACCAAAAUCAGAUUCUCCUAGCACUCCUGAGGGGUCAAUGUUGACUUUACUCGUUAUUUUUAUUCCCGUGAUAUUAAUAGGUCUGAUCGGCAUGUGAACUUCAACAAUGCACAUUGCGCGGAUAACACCUCUGUAAUAAUAGUAUUCUCUUGUUAUAGUCUA
Molecule: messenger RNA, 1041 nt
Organism: Camelina sativa (false flax)
Lineage: Eukaryota; Viridiplantae; Streptophyta; Magnoliopsida; Brassicales; Brassicaceae
Source: RefSeq, a predicted model, not a curated record